AUGCUAGCCAACCAGGCCCUUGUAAAAGAUCUUUCAGCCUCUGAAGCAAUGGGCUCCGUCACUGCGAUCUGUACAGACAAACGAGGCACUCUAACCAUGAACCAAAUGAAGGUAACCAUGUUUUGGGUAGGCCCAAAAUAUAUUGGAGAAAGUGCUUCAUCUUCAAUUUCACCAAGUGUUCAAGAAUUGCUCUGCCAAGGAGUUGGUUUGAAUGAAACACAAUAUCCCUCAGGGUCUCCAUCUGAACUCUCUGAGAAAGCAAUUCAUGACUGGGGUGUCAAAAGCAUGUGCAUGAAUAUUGAGGAACUGAGGAAGAGCUGUGACAUUCUCUAUGAUGAAGCCUUCAAUUUGGAGAAGAUACAAAGUGUUAUGAUCAGGAAGAAGGCUGACCAAACAAUCCGCAUGCACCACAAAGGAUCACCAGCGGCAAUAUCAGCUAUGUGUUCACACUAUUAUGAUGCCACUGGGAACAUCUUAGUCAUUAGCAAUCGAGAAAGGGAAAAAUUGCGGCAAGUAAUUCAACGCCUGGUAACUACUGGCUGCCAGUGCAUUACUUUUGCACAUAAAGAACUCUCACAAGAAAAUUAUUUUGACAAAAAUUACACCCAAAUGCUAGAAGAGGAUUGUUUGAUCUUAUUAGGGUUUGUGGGCCUAAAUGACCCAUAUCGACCUAGGGCAAGACAAGCUGUAAUAGAUUGCCAAAGUCUCGGAGUGAAUAUCAAAAUGAUCACAGCAGACGACAGGUCCACUGCAGAAGCUACAGCCAUUGACUGUGGUAUAAUUGAUCUAAAUCAAGGUAUUGCCACUGGAGAAGUAGUUGAUGGAGAGGAAUUUAGGAACUGGACAGACGACGAGAGAACGGAGAAAGUCAAUAGAAUUCGUGUGAUAGCAAGAGCCUCUCAUCUCCAUAAGCUUCUUAUGGUACAAUGCUUGAAACAUAAAGGCCAUGUGGUUGUAGUUACUGGAGAUAGCACAAAGGAUGCAACAGCAUUUAGAGAAGCCAGAGUAGGAAUCUCUAUGGGGAUUCAGAGCGCUGAUAUGGCCAAGGUGAGCUUGGAUGUUGUCAUCCUGAACAAUGAUUUUGUUUCUGUAGUCAAAGUUCUGAGGUGCGGGAGAGGCAUAUACAUCAACUUCCAAACAUUCACUAAGUUCCAGCUUACUGUCAGCAUCGUUUCACUGGUAAUUGACUUUGUAACUGCAAUUUCAGCUAGUGAACCCCCUACAAUCAACAUAGUGGCAGCCAUCUCAACUGGUAAAGUAUCGUAUGCAUCGCUUCAACUACUAUGGGUAAAGUUGGUCAUGGGUACAUUGGCUGCUCUGGCUACAACUAUAGAGCAGCCCACCAUGAGCGUCAUGCAAAAGCCACUUAUCAAUCGCACCGAGCCAUUCAUCACCAACAUUAUGUGGAGGGACAUGCUGACUCAAGCUUGUAUCAAAUAA
Messenger RNA from Camellia sinensis, 1440 nucleotides. NCBI's taxonomy places the organism in Eukaryota, Viridiplantae, Streptophyta, Magnoliopsida, Ericales, Theaceae. The record is from RefSeq and is a predicted model, not a curated record.